CUGUAACAGUUUAUAGUUUUUAUUAUUAAUUGUAAUUGGUUAUGUUUUUGUUAUCGACUUGCACAAUAUAGUCAUAAAAAAAUAAAAAUAAAAAUAAAUAAAACAGAUGUUAUUGCAACCCUGCCUGGGACAAAUGCACUAGUGUUUUGAGUAGUACAGUCCAAUGCAGUAAACGGUAAUUUGAAUAGCGUAACUUUGUUUAUACAUAUGUAUAACGGGAUUAUGACCACACUAUAUUUACAAUAACAAGAUAGGCAAACGCAUUUUCUAAAAAUGACUGUUGAUUUUAAUAAAAAAAAUGUUUUUAAAAAUGACAUCAAAUCCGUUUUAUUUGCGUAUUACUCAGUACAAAAACAAAACCCGGCAGCGAAGUUAAUGGUUAAUAAUGGGAAGGGCGGGCUGUGCUAACGAGAUUAUAGUGUUGUUGAUGUUUGGUUCUGGAGUGGAGCUGACAUCACACAGGCAACAUCACAGCCCCGCCGACCGUAGCUGAGCACUGACACAACUCACAACUACUGCCAGCGAUCUGAAAUACAUACUGAACCCCUACGCGCAGACUACAGACAGGACACCUAACAACAUCGACAACAACACAGCUGUUUGUUAAUACUACAACGGGCUGUAAUACCAGCGCAUUUUCGCAGCACGGGGAAUUUUAAAAACAAGGAAUUUUAUAUUAUUUAUUAGACAAGGACCCACCUUCCACCCCCCCUACGGGAGCUGAAAAAAAAAUCACCUUGAAGAAUUUGCGCAUCAGCUUCCAUGAACAGCACUGUGGCUGUCCUGACCUGAAAAGCAACGAAAAGCUUUGCUACCCCAAGUGGAAAAUACUGCCUGCCUUCUGCUCACAGUAAACAACACAGGAGAGCUGUAUUUCAUCAUUCAUCUUUCAUCUUUCACUGAACAGACAGGCUCCACCAUAUUCAUUUUCACCACUCGACCCUGUUUGAAUGCAUGAUAGAGCUGGCCCUCACAGCCAGGUCCCAGGGCUUUGAAGCAGUGAGACAGCUGCCCCAGGGCUUUGAAGAAGAAAGACAGCUGCCCCUCUCUUGUGAGAUUUGCUACGCUUCCACUUGAUAUCAUGGGCACUGUACUCUCGCUCUCCCCCAGCUACAGGAAAGCCGGGCUGUUUGAAGAUGGACCAGCCACUGUGGGCCACUACACAGCUGUGCAGAACAGCAAGAACGCGAAAGACAAGAACCUCAAGAGGAGCUCAAUCAUCUCCAUUCUUCCCUGGAAGCGAAUCGUAGCCGUCUCAGCAAAGAAAAAGAGUUCCAAGAAGGUGCAGCCCAACAGUGCCUACCAGAAUAACAUCACCCAUCUCAACAAUGAGAACUUGAAGAAAUCUCUCUCCUGUGCCAACUUAUCCACUUUUGCCCAGGAUCCUGCCCAUAUCCCGGGAUCCAAGACUUCGACCAACGUUGUAUCUUCGGUCAAGAAGACACCCGUUUCCAACUCUAACACUGCCGCAGGGACCCCAAAAAGGGUCAUUGUUCAAGCUUCCACCAGCGAGCUCUUGAGAUGCCUGGGUGAGUUCCUCUGUAGGCGGUGUUACCGGCUGAAGCACCUGCCCCCUACGGAUCCAGUGCUGUGGCUACGCAGUGUGGAUCGAUCUCUGCUUCUCCAGGGCUGGCAGGACCAGGGCUUCAUCACGCCUGCCAACGUGGUCUUUGUCUACAUGCUCUGUCGAGAUGUUGUCUCCUCUGAAGUGGCCACCGAGCAUGAACUGCAGGCCGUGCUGCUCACCUGUCUCUAUCUCUCCUACUCCUACAUGGGCAAUGAGAUCUCCUACCCACUCAAACCCUUCCUCAUAGAGAGCGCUAAGGAGGUCUUCUGGGACCGUUGCCUGUCCAUCAUCAACCUGAUGAGCACCAAGAUGCUGCAGAUCAACUCUGAUGCCCACUACUUUACCCAGGUCUUUGCCGACCUCAAGAAUGAAAGCCAGAAACAGGAAGAACGAAGCCGACUGCUCAUUGGCCUGGACCGGUGAACCAGUGAGAAACUGAGCUUGAGGGGCUCUAAUCAACCGAGAUUAACUCAAUUCUGGUAUUUCGAUUUGCAAGUCCAUAUCCAUGUCAAAAUUUAAAUCCAGCUGGUUUAUAUUGUUGUGGCUGCAUGUGUAUGGAGGGCCUUUAUUGACCGACAUGUCUGUGUUGUAACCCAGUUGCUAAACUGUAUGUCAUAGAAAUUAUUUAUAAUAAUAAUAAUAACAAUGAUGACAUUUAGGUAGUUGGAAUGAUACAAUAUCUUUGUCUGAAUACAUGUCCAAGCCCAAGCCUCCUGAGUGUUACAGCACAUAUACCAUGUGGGACCUGGACAUUCAAACACCAGGAUUUGGACUUGAAUUAGGAUUGUUCCAUUCAUUAUAGUCCAUCCCCAAAUGCUGCUGGACCUGGUCUUGGACUGCAAAAUCAAUAAAAAAAUCUUAGAUUUGGACAUAAAUCAUGAGUAUUUUAUUAGUUUAGUUCAGAUUCCAGCAGGACCUGGUGAUUUUGAAUAAGCAGGACUUGGACAUGAUGAAAUACCAAACUUCACUCCUGCUCUGUUCAUUACAAACAGAAAAAAAAACUAAAAACAAACGACUUUAUUGCUGCUGACUUGGCAACUUAAUGGAAGUGUCUGAGGUGAGGAGCUCAGAAACCCCCAAACCCAAUCUGCACCACAUUUAUUUAUUUCAAAGUGUGGCGGCUAUGAUGUAUGUGACAGCCUCUUGAUGUCAGCUAUGAGAGGACAGCAAUCUUGUAUAUUUUCACCUUCAAUAGAGCGUGUUGACCAAUCUUGACAGAUACAGCAGUCCUUUCUUUUUGUUAGAGCAAUUGUACACAUGCAGUUGCUCAUUAUAGGUGUACUUCUACUUAAAAGGGAAAGGAAACUGACUUUGUGGGUUGGGAUGUGGGGAGCGGGAGGUUGUUGAAUAGCAGUAAUGGCUAUUAAGCAAUGGUCUUUGACAUACUUCAUACCCUUAGGCAAUUUUUUGCUUAGUAUUUAAUGUAUUUUAAUGACUGUGAAAGAUGCAACACUGACAGAUGGGUUUUCCACAGAACAGUAGCAAGCUUAUAAGGUAGUCCAGUCCUUAAAGACCAACCAAUGAUUGUUGUCUGCUAACAAAGGUACUCAUUUAGUUCCUGAUGCUUACUCUGUGAGAUAGAUAUCUGUCCAAUAAGAACUCAUUGGUAGAACCUAUUUUGGCCUCAGGACCAUCCAGUUUUGAUGAAACAGUUAAACCCCCAUCCAGAUACCCAUUGAACCUUUUAUACCUUUAAUGUCCAAGGACUGGAUUUGGCCAUUCCUGAACGCAUACUAUUCUGUCUGAUUUUCAUCAGCAGUUAAUUUUGCCUUCAGGGCUUUUAUGGAGCUUCCUGCAGAUUUGAAGACAGAGGGUACUAGACUGCAAAACUUAAAAAAAGCUCGUUAAUAAUAAAGUAAUAAUAAUGUAAAUGAAACUCUUUUUUACGGUAUUCCUAAUAGAACACAUUGGGCAGGUCAUAAAUGAUAACUCCAGAGUUAAUCAAGAAAUCGGUAUGCUACAUUGAUUUUGGCAUUUUCAAGCGGUUGUUAUGACUAUCUCGUUGUUAAAUAGUCAUGCUAACAUGAUUUCUGAAAUUUGUCGAUUUCCGAAAUAAUGUUAAUAUCUUAACGAGCUGUUCUUCAACACUAUUAAUAAUAAACAAAUCAUAUAGCAUGGUGUCUAUGUUUAAUAACUAACAGCUACAAACACAAAUGACACUUCAACUAUAUUUAUUUACAGCCUACAAUCGUACUUAAAUACAUACAAAAGAAAAUA
This is a messenger RNA of Polyodon spathula (Mississippi paddlefish), 3784 nucleotides long. RefSeq names its product cyclin-dependent kinase 5 activator 1-like. The transcript has 2 exons. Gene Ontology annotation, cellular component: protein kinase 5 complex; cytoplasm. NCBI's taxonomy places the organism in Eukaryota, Metazoa, Chordata, Actinopteri, Acipenseriformes, Polyodontidae. The record is from RefSeq and is a predicted model, not a curated record. Gene Ontology annotation, molecular function: protein kinase binding; cyclin-dependent protein serine/threonine kinase activator activity. Bases 1082 to 1990 code for a protein of 302 amino acids. Gene Ontology annotation, biological process: brain development; positive regulation of cyclin-dependent protein serine/threonine kinase activity; activation of protein kinase activity.